CAGGGCCAGAGGCAUCCUGCUAGUGUCCUCCAUGCUUAGGUAAAGGGGGUAUUAGACUCCAGCAAUGCUGGUCAGUCUGGCUGCUCUGUCUGCUGUGUAGUUUGGGAUGGGGGAAUAGAGAUGGGGAGCACCAGGAAGGCGGUCAACAUACUUAACAGGAGACAGAGUCUCUUCCCCAACUACAAAGUCACAGAUUCAGAUAUUAAUCGAAGACCCUCUGAGAUUGUUUACCCACUAGCCAAGGAAAGCUGCGUGAAGACAUGGAACUCUCUGCAGGAGCUGAACAGGGACAUCUAUGACAUUUAUGCCGAGUAUGAAGACGAAGAGGAUGACAGCGUUCCAUACAGCUUCUCCAAGCACAUUUCCCCACCCAAGAAGAACUAUGUGAUCAACAUCAAUGUAGGAGGGAAGCCCUACAAAAUAGCCUACAAGAUGGCAGCGAAGUACCCCAAGACCAGGAUAGGAAGACUGGCCACCUACACAGACCAUAACAUGAAGCUGGACCUGUGUGAUGACUACAUAGUGACCAGCAAUGAGUACUUCUUUGACAGAGACCCAGAUGUCUUCCACUGCAUCUUCAACUUCUACAGGACGGGAGUGCUCUGGAUCAAGGAUGAGCUGUGUCCCCGCAACUUUCUGGAGGAGAUCAACUACUGGGGCGUGAGGAUCAAGAACACCCACCGCUGCUGCCGGAUCGCCUUUGAGGAGAGGCAGGACGAGCUCAACGACCAGCUGAAAAUCCAGAGGGAGCUGGAAGCCGAGGUAGAGAUCGAGGAGAAUGAGGAGCUGUUCCAUGACAUGUUCAUGGGCCAGACCCGGCGAGCCAUCUGGAACUUGAUGGAGAAGCCUUUUUCGUCUGUGCAGGCCAAGCUAAUGGCUGUGGCCUCCAGUCUGUUUGUCCUGAUCUCCCUGGUGGCCAUGACCCUCAACACAGUGGGGGAGAUGCAGUAUAGAACUGCUGCAGGUCAGCUCAGUGGCAAGACAUACUGGGAAUACGUGGAGUCCAUGUGCAUCACUUUCUUCACCAUGGAGUACCUGCUGCGGCUCAUAUCCACACCUGACAUCCGUUCCUUUAGCAGGAGUGUGCUCAACACCGUGGACCUGAUUGCCAUCCUGCCUCAGUAUGUGCAGUGCAUCCUGGAGAUCUUUGACAGUGAGGAUAAUUACAUGAAGCACGAGGCUGACAUGCAGGCAGUGGGGCAGGUGGGAAAACUGGGCCAAGUGCUGAGGAUCAUGAGACUGAUGCGAAUCUUUCGUAUCUUGAAGCUGGCGCGUCACUCCACAGGUCUGCGUGCAUUUGGCUUCACUCUACGCCAGUGCUACCAGCAAGUGGGCUGCCUUUUCCUCUUCAUCGCCAUGGGCAUCUUCAGCUUCUCUGCCAUGGUUUAUACUGUGGAGCAUGACAUGCCACACACAAACUUCACAAGCAUUCCUCAUGCAUGGUGGUGGGCAGCUGUCAGCAUCUCCACUGUGGGCUAUGGUGACGUCUACCCAGAGACGGUACUAGGCCGUAUUUUUGCGUUCAUCUGCAUUGCUUUUGGAAUCAUCCUCAACGGCCUGCCCAUAUCCAUCCUCUUCAACAAGUUCUCUGACUAUUACUCCAAACUGAAGUCCAAUCAGUACACCGCCUCCCUGAAAAAACGAGGGAAGGUGAGGUUUGCCAAGAGGACGGUGAAAAGCCUGGAACACUGCUUUGGAAACCACCACUGUCACGCACACUGAUUUUUUUUUUUUUUUUUUUAUUUAUAUAACAAACUCAUAUGUGUCACUGUGAAACUGAAACAGGGACAAAAAAAAUAAAGGAAACCACUCAGCUUACUGGAGUGGGGUACUCCAGCUAGUUGGCAGCUUUUGUGAGGGAAGCAUAUGGCUAUCUGCACCCUCCAGACCAGUUAGCUAUUAAACAGAGUUCAGAGUGAAAAUCUGGCAUCCAGUGUGCUGAGAACCAGGUGGAAAACUGGUCUUUUGAAAUAUUUGAUUUUAUAUUUAUCCUGCAGAAAAAUUAUAUUUUUAUUAAGAGAUAUUCAAGCAUUAAAAGCAAAAUUUUGAAAUAUUUUAUUAAAGAAUGUGACAAAUGUAAGCAUUCUCUAAACCCACACAAUGUUUUAUCUACCAUGUGCUAUAUAAAAAAAAAAAAAAAGAGAGAGACUUCUGGGGCUAACGUGUAUAAAACUGUCCACAUCUACAAUAUUUGUACUUGAUGUGAUUGUCCAGCUGCACAAAUUGGAACAUUUCUCCUGAUAAAGCACCAAGUAUAUAAGAAAUAUGCUUGCAUAUGAUAGUUUAUGCAGGGUUUCAUGUUCUUUUUGUAACUUAAAGUCAAAUUAAAAUGCAUAAUUUUUAAGGAAAAUGUUUUAAAAGCAUUGUUCUAUAUUUUGCUCCCCAGAGUGAAACUCUGUAAUGCUAUCACCAUCCAGCUGUUUGGAUAAACAGGUCAGACUUUACUGGAUUGGCCUGUAUACCUAUAGAAUGAAUGAAAAUCCUUUAAUCCUUUGCUCUCAUGGCAGGGCAUAGGUCCUUAUAGAAGUCUAUAGUGUAAUGGUUAAAUUUAGGAAAGGCCACUUUUAAGAGGCAGCUGAACAACAAUCAGAAUCAGUAUCUGAAGUGCUUUAAAUCAGUGUUUACACGGGUGAUCUACUUUCUUUUCUUUUUUCUAGUGCAGUGCUGCUUUUCAUGUGUUUGCAGUAUUCUGUAAUUUUGUAAUUCUGUAUGCAUAGCAAAUAAAUCACUCUGCCAAAGUAUGCAGUAUGAUUUGUUUGCUGUGCAUGUGGCUGAGCAUGCUGUCUCAUAUACUGUUUUCAAUAAACACUGCUUUGCCCAUA
Molecule: messenger RNA, 2822 nt
Organism: Archocentrus centrarchus (flier cichlid)
Lineage: Eukaryota; Metazoa; Chordata; Actinopteri; Cichliformes; Cichlidae
Product: potassium voltage-gated channel subfamily V member 2-like
Exons: 2
Coding region: 121-1722 (533 amino acids)
Biological process (GO): action potential; potassium ion transmembrane transport; protein homooligomerization
Cellular component (GO): voltage-gated potassium channel complex; membrane
Molecular function (GO): voltage-gated potassium channel activity
Source: RefSeq, a predicted model, not a curated record